Molecule: messenger RNA, 426 nt
Organism: Wallemia ichthyophaga EXF-994
Lineage: Eukaryota; Fungi; Basidiomycota; Wallemiomycetes; Wallemiales; Wallemiaceae
Exons: 2
Coding region: 1-426 (141 amino acids)
Biological process (GO): regulation of DNA-templated transcription
Source: RefSeq, a predicted model, not a curated record
AUGGUUGCUGGGAUCAGCGAGUUGAAUCCAAGUGCCGUUGGAGAUGUAAGCCAUUGGGAUAUUCCCAGUAAUGCGUGUACAAUCGGCGUAGAUGAGGCUAUCUCUAGGAAAAUGGACAGCUUCGACAACCUCAAGCAGAAAGACAUACACUUCAACGACCGAUUGCAAGCCUCGCAGCAAUUCCACAAUCCUCAUAUCAACCACAGGCUCAUCAGCUGGGCCGGCGUCGACGAGUACUCAACCAACACCCCAGAUGGCGCUCUUUAUUCCGAGUACAGCACACACACGUCCUCCGCAGCGGCCUUGGAAUCCCUCCAGCGCCAACGCACACACGAUAAAGCAGCCUCUGCCAGCAAGCGAGCUAAUGUGGAUUUCGCCCCAGCUACUUCAGCUACUCCAGCUACUUCUAAAUCGCGGAGGCAGUAG